CCUAGCCCAUAAUAUCUUCACGGAUUGCUCACCGGUGAAAACUCCAAGAUGGCGUCCCGACAAUUUGCGAGAUUGCUGGCUAGAAGGCUUCAUUCCUCUCCGAAAUCCCGGACUCCAUUGAAGGAAGAGUACAUAACCGAAGAGAUACAUGCUGAAGGUACAAUGAAGACAUGGAGAAACGUCUCGGCAUUUGUGGCCAUCCCUGCCAUUGGCAUCUGUAUCUACAAUGCAUACAAGCUGGAGCAGGAGCACCACCACCACCCACGCCCUGACUUCGUGGAAUAUUCUCACCUUAGGAUAAGAUCUAAGCCCUUUCCCUGGAAAGAUGGCAACCACAGCCUGUUCCAUAAUCCCCAUGCCAAUGCUCUCCCUGAGGGAUAUGAAGACGAGGAUGAUCAUUAGUCCAUCAUUUCAUGGAUGAACUGCUUCAUAGAAAUGUAAUUAAGCAAUUAACACAUGCUGUUUGUAAAGAGAUAACGUUGACUUCUUUAAUGUGUGUAAGGUUUGAGCAGCCAAUGCUAUUAAUAAAAGUGACAAUUUUAAAGUAA
Molecule: messenger RNA, 548 nt
Organism: Nematostella vectensis (starlet sea anemone)
Lineage: Eukaryota; Metazoa; Cnidaria; Anthozoa; Actiniaria; Edwardsiidae
Product: cytochrome c oxidase subunit 6A, mitochondrial
Exons: 3
Coding region: 49-402 (117 amino acids)
Biological process (GO): mitochondrial electron transport, cytochrome c to oxygen
Cellular component (GO): mitochondrial inner membrane
Molecular function (GO): enzyme regulator activity
Source: RefSeq, a predicted model, not a curated record